AUGGACCCUACCGAAACCUCCCCGAACACCAAUCCCCCCAAAGCAAGAACCUCCUCUGAGCCGCCAACCACCAAUGAGACCACCCACUCCCCCGAAGAAAUCGCCCGUCUCCUCGAAAGCUGGAAAAUCAGCCCCGAAACGCACGACCACAUCCUCCACACCCGCAUCCUGCCCACCGUCCUCCACCCCUUUCUCCCAGCCAAGGAUAACGACAAGGGCCAGGACAAGAACACCCCCAACCGCCAGCCCCUAGCAGUCCUCCUCCUCGGCCAAACCGGCGCCGAGCAAAACCCACCUCGCGCCCCUCCUCGCCGCCGCCUUUUCCCAGCCCUACUCCCCCCCCGUUCCCAACCAUCCUACCUGAAGCGGCGUGGUGAUGGGGGGAAGGGGGCUGAAGGGAAGAAAGAUGUUGAAAAGGAGGUAGAGGGACAAGGGGGAGAGCAGGGAGGGAAAGGCAAAGCGGAUGAUAAACCGAGUGGUUAUGGAGGACCGAUGCCAUUGAGGCUCACCCCGAGAAUAGUGCACGAUGAGAGCUUGGAGGGGGUGCGCGGUGCCGUAGAAUGGCUGGAUGGCGAGGGCGCAUCGAUAUCAAACGACAACAAAGGCCGGGUGGACAGGGUGGUUGUGCUCAGAAGGGGCAUGAAGGUGGUGUAUGCGAAUGAGAGGAUAGCAGGGGGCGGGUGGGAAAAGGAGCCAGCGGCGCUGAAAGCGUUGGAGCGUGAGUGGGCGAGACCGCUGACCGAGGACGAGAGAUACAUGAUGGAGGAGAAUAUCAAGAUGCUCAGGAGUGUGGGGAAACCCGAGGUGGAUAAGGAGAUCGAAGAGAUUCAGAGACUCAUCGCUGAGUUGGGGGCUACGGAUGGGACGAUACCGGACGCGACACCCUUCGAUCCGGUAGAUUUUAUUCACAAGGAGUUGCCUUAG
Molecule: messenger RNA, 924 nt
Organism: Chaetomium globosum CBS 148.51
Lineage: Eukaryota; Fungi; Ascomycota; Sordariomycetes; Sordariales; Chaetomiaceae
Exons: 2
Coding region: 1-924 (307 amino acids)
Source: RefSeq, a predicted model, not a curated record